Molecule: messenger RNA, 1447 nt
Organism: Drosophila eugracilis
Lineage: Eukaryota; Metazoa; Arthropoda; Insecta; Diptera; Drosophilidae
Product: tektin-1
Exons: 5
Coding region: 46-1311 (421 amino acids)
Biological process (GO): cilium assembly; cilium movement involved in cell motility
Cellular component (GO): microtubule cytoskeleton; nucleus
Source: RefSeq, a predicted model, not a curated record
GGUACAUAUAAUUUCCUGCCCGGUCUCGAGAAGUGUGCCAGAAAGAUGUUGCCCAAUCUGAAGUCACGCCGUGUAAGCGGCCUACAGCUGGCCGGAAAGCAUUUGGGUCCAGUGGCCAAGUGCCCGCCGAGAUAUUCCGAGGAAGACUGGGAUUACAACAACAAGAUUAAGUUUCGGAUCACCUGCGACCAGGAGAAACUGGCGGAACGGAUCGUGGAGGAGUCCCGUCGCGUCGUUGAUGAAACGAAGGACACUACCAAGAACUGGCAAAGAGAGGUUGAGCAUCAUAUGCGCGAGAGGACCAGUGAAAUCCGUUUCCUGGUUGACGAGUUGAAUCGUCAAAAAAAGACCGCCGCCCUGGAGGACGAAGCCUUGAACACCUAUCGCAAUCGGGUGCUGAACUGCAUUGAGUUUCUGAAGGAUAAGUCCUUGGCCAUUUGCAAGCAGUGUCUGAUCCUUCGUGAGGGCAGGAUCGGGGUUGACCUCUGCGAUGAUGAGGUGGACCGCUCCCUGCGCCGUGAACUGAAGGUAAUCAAAGGUUGUCAGGGAUUGGCCGAUGCUGCCCUUAAGGAGGCUGAAGAGCAAAUCCGUAAGCUCCGCGCCGCCAUAUAUCUUUUGGAUCAGGAUCUGGCUGCAAAGGAUAAAUCGUUGGCCAUUGACGAGAAGAAUUUGAAACUUAAGGAGUUCCAGCAUGACUUAGCUAAAGGGCAGGACUUGUCCAAACAGCAUUGCCAAUUUUCUCUGACCGAGUGGCAGGCGCAGACGUACGAGAAUCUGGAGGCCAACGCCAAGGCUUUGGUGUCCGCCGGUCAACUUCGGGCUUACAUUGAUCUGCUGUUGAAGCAGGUUUGCGAGGAUAUGCAGAACCAGACGGACAGGACCAACGAGGCCUUCGAGCGAAGGAUCGCGGAGACGAAGCACGUAAAGCAGUGCUUGGAGAACAAGCACAAAGACACCAUGGAUCACAUCCAUCAGGUGCAACGCAAUAUGACCGAGCUGGAAAAGGAGAUGAUGGACAAGCAGAGGGCGAUUACCCUGUGCCAGACGAGGCUCAGCAAUCGUGCCCACCGUCCUGGUUUGGAGCUGACCUGCGAUAUGGUUCAGGAUGCACUCUACAACGAACUACAGGCCCUAAAAGCUUCCGUCUGUAAGCUAAACCAGAAGCUUAACGAGAACAAGGCAUCCAUGCGGUACCUGAUGCAUGUCCAGGUGAUGCAGGAGGAGGAGAUCAAUAUUAAGGCGAACACCUGCAAAAUCGAUGAGGUCGACUGCAUGACUCUGCGACAAGCCCUGAAAUAUCAAACCUUUUAGUCGGGCAGCAAUACUUCCAGUACCGCACACCCAGUAGUCGCCACCAGCCACCAUUAAUCAAAUUAGAUGCAUGUGCAUUUCGUGUUCGAUCCCAAAUUACUUAAUAAAUUGAAAUUCACUUUCGAUUUCCAGUUAC